CAUUUUUUGAACGAAGUAGAGGACUAAAACUUUACUUAAAAAAGUAGUUUUUUCCUGGAUCCAGACACACAAAAAAAAACACAUCAUUGUAAAUGAUACUGGCGCAGUGACCAUCUCAGUUUUCACUCGGCAUCCGAGGUGUUAAGCUGUGUCUCACACGUGUUUCAUACCUACCAACUAAGAAUAGCUGAAACAAAAUUCCUUUUCAUCUAUACAUCGAAGCUAAAUUAAUAAAAUGUUAGAUUUGUUGUAUUAUUGUUAAGUAUUAAUACUUUUUUCAGCAAUGGUGAGAAUCGAUUUAGUUAAAGGUACUUGUAACACUAGUAAAAAAAAUUCAAGUAUGAGUUCAUCGCUGUCCGAAGUCCAAACCUUUUAUAGUGGUGCUUCGAUUUUUCUUACGGGUGCAACUGGAUUCGUGGGAAGGUUGAUAUUGGAAAAGCUAAUAAGAACAUGUUCCAACAUAAAAAAGAUACACGUUUUGAUCAGGGAGAAAAAAGGAAAAACCACAGAAGAACGGUUCAAAGAUUUAUUCAAUGAUUCGUUAUUCGACCUGAUGAAAAAAAAAACACCGGAUUACCUUGAUAAAGUGUCACCUAUUAUUGGCGAUUGCAUACAAUCAAACUUGGGAAUAAACGAACAGGACAGAGAAGUUAUUAAAAACGAAGUAAACAUAGUGAUCCAUUCAGCAGCAACUGUCCGCUUUGACGAGCACCUGAGAAAAGCUGUUAAAAUCAACAUAAUAUCUCUACAAGACCUUUUGAAACUCUCUCAAGAAAUCAAGCACUUGAAAGCAUUUAUUCACAUUUCCACCGCUUAUUCCAACUGCGCUGGCAGGAAAACUGUGGACGAGGUCUUCUACGACUUGCCGUUUUCCGGAGAUAACCUUAUACAAGUUGUCAACAAUCUCAGUGACGAAUACAUCAAUAAUGUCACGCCUUCAAUUUUGAACAAGUGGCCAAAUACGUACGCAAUGACCAAGGCUAUCGCUGAAGGGGAGAUUUUGCGUUAUGGUAAAGGACUACCGAUUGGAGUCGUUAGACCAGCUAUGAUCAUAGCCACUGCCAACGAACCGGUACGCGGGUGGAUAAACAACGUGUACGGGCCAACUGGAGUUGUAGCAGCCGUCGUUGUGGGUCUAAUGAGAGUCAUGUACGCUGACCCGAAGACCAAUGCCGAACUUAUACCGGGAGACUUUGUCAGCAAUGCGAUAAUCGUCAGCGCAUGGGAUGUGCACAACAAAUGGAAAUCUUACACUAAAGAAAACUCAUUGGAAGCUGAAAGUGCAACCGUUAGAGCGUUCUCACCGCCCAUUUACCAUUGUGUGUCGACAAAUGCAAACCCGUUAACUUGGAGUGAAUUUUCAUACUACAAUAAAAAGCACGGAGCACGCCUACCUUCUAUUCAGUCAAUCUGUAUACCUAUGUUGACAUUAACAACCUCCAUGUUCAAGUUCAAAAUAAUUAUCUACUUGGUCCACAUCCUUCCGGCAAUGAUAAUCGAUCGGUUGGCGACUCUCGUAGGGAAAGUGCCCAGACUUGUGAAAGAGUACGACAAACUGCACAAGUUCAUCGACGUUGUCUCGUACUUUAGUGUGCGGUCGUGGACGUUUAACGAUACAAACUUAAAAGGUAUGAUGAAAGCGAUGUCAGAUCAAGACAAGGCAUUGUUUGACUUUGACAUCUCCAAACUUGACUGGGACGAUUACUUAAAGCAUCAAAUGAUCGGCAUCAAACUCUAUAUAUUUAAGGAGCCAAUUGAAACCGUACCGGAGGGGUUGAAACACAAUAGAAAGUUAAAAGUGUUCUUCUACAUGCUACUUGCUUUCCUUGGGUGUCUACUGCUAUUAAUAGUAUACGGUAUAAAACUGUUGCUAUGAUCAUUCGAAUAUUGAAUAAUCCACCAGUUCUAAGCCGGUGAUCCGUUUUACAUGAAAAACAUGUUGUUAAAUUUUUAACUUUUAAAUGUCGUUAUUUUAUUUUUGGGGUUUAUUCGAAUUGGAAUUAUAUUUUUAAAUCAUUAAUAAAUAAUAGGGUACCGUUGGUUAAUACUAAAAGCGACGAUCCAAAUCGUUAUUGCCAUAAUAAUAUAUGUUAUUUAAUAACAAUGUA
This is a messenger RNA of Adelges cooleyi (spruce gall adelgid), 2108 nucleotides long. RefSeq names its product fatty acyl-CoA reductase wat-like. Bases 284 to 1876 code for a protein of 530 amino acids. Gene Ontology annotation, biological process: long-chain fatty-acyl-CoA metabolic process. Gene Ontology annotation, cellular component: peroxisome. Gene Ontology annotation, molecular function: alcohol-forming very long-chain fatty acyl-CoA reductase (NADP+) activity. The record is from RefSeq and is a predicted model, not a curated record. Lineage: Eukaryota; Metazoa; Arthropoda; Insecta; Hemiptera; Adelgidae. The transcript has 11 exons.